UCAAAAAUGUGGUUAAAGACAAAUAAACCUAUAUCAUUUCUGUUAUUUACAGAUCCAACCACCUUAUACCCACCUAAACCCACAAAAUUCGGAUAAUCCAGUUGAAAUCGGAUCUCUCCUUUAACUACCCAACUUUUCGAAUUCCUUCAUUCACGACUCCACUCUCCCUCGUUCAAUUCCCGUUAAUUAUUCUUCUCCCUCAAGUGCAACUAAGGAUAACUCGAUUCUGGAAUCAUAAUGGUUCGUACAAAGAACCCAAGCUAUGUGGAAAAAUCGAAUCCCCCAGCAGAUCUCGAAGAAGAAGCAACUCGUGGAGAUGAAUCAGAACGUGAUUCCGAUAAAACGGACUCAAUUGAGAAGUCAAAUGAUAAGGAUUCAUCGGAAUCUGAGGAUGAAUCCGAUGUAAUGCAACCUUUGAGUAUGUACUUUGAUUACUCCCAGUAUACGAAGCCUUUCAAGAUGUCUGGAAAGUGUUAUAUUUCAGAGGCGGUAAACUUAUUAGGCGGUCAUCUUAAGGAAGAGGAGUUGGAUUGGUUCUUAGGGCACCCACAGUUCAAGCAUUUCUUCCAUAUGCCUAAGGAUUCGAAUCAUAAGUUGAUGGGUAUGUGGAUGUUGUUGCUUCGCACAGCGCAUUUGGAGAAGAAAAAUGAAUGCUGGUUCAUUGUUAAUGGGACUCCCAUCCGGUAUUCUCUCAGAGAAAUGGCAAUCAUUUCUGGGUUAUAUUGCCAUCAGUAUCCAAAAUUCAAGGAUGGUUUGGGCAGUUUAAAUUUUGCUCGGAAGCAAUUUAAAGGUGGACAAAUAAUACAAUAUGGAGAUGUCAAAGCGAAGCUACUUUCGAUGAAGAAACCUUCAGAGGAUCGUUUGAAGAUGGCCGUACUGUAUUUUUUAUCUAGCGUCAUCAUAGGGAAGAAAAAGGGUGGAAAGAAUGCACCCUCUGUGGAGCCUUUCUUUCUUAGAGCUGUGGAUGAUCUUGAUUUGUGUAGAACAUUCCCUUGGGGUCGAAUGGCAUUUGAUGAGAACAUGAAAGACAUCUUUCAUUUGAUGGGACACUUUGAUGGAGUUGUGGGUCCACAGUGGGUCUUUCCUAGUUUCAUCAUUCCUUUGGAGCUUCUUGCGUUUGGANUUAUCUCAACUACUGCCGAACCACAAUGA
Camelina sativa (false flax) is the source of this 1152-nucleotide messenger RNA. Lineage: Eukaryota; Viridiplantae; Streptophyta; Magnoliopsida; Brassicales; Brassicaceae. The record is from RefSeq and is a predicted model, not a curated record.